This is a messenger RNA of Alnus glutinosa, 1913 nucleotides long. Its product is annotated as cytochrome P450 71D9-like. The record is from RefSeq and is a predicted model, not a curated record. The coding region runs from base 103 to 1668 and encodes 521 amino acids. The transcript is spliced from 2 exons. Gene Ontology annotation, molecular function: heme binding; oxidoreductase activity, acting on paired donors, with incorporation or reduction of molecular oxygen; iron ion binding. NCBI's taxonomy places the organism in Eukaryota, Viridiplantae, Streptophyta, Magnoliopsida, Fagales, Betulaceae.
UUAAGACCAAGUAGCUGGGGAAUCAACAUACCGAUCAUGUAGAAGAUCGACAAACCAGAAAUCAAGAUCCCAAGGCUCCACAGUUUGCAUAAAUAUGGAUGCAUGAGAGAUGCAGUAAAGCACACUUUCCUCAUGGUCAUGGAGCUCCAAGUGUUCUCCUUCCCUAUCCUGUUCACCUUCUUUCUCUUUAUGUUUGCAGUAGUGAAAAUAACGAAGAGAUUCAAAACCAACUCAACUUCAAAUCUACCUCCAGGGCCAUGGAAGCUACCUGUCAUAGGAAACUUGCACCAGUUUGUUGGCUCUCUUCCCCAUCGUGCAUUAAGAGACUUGGCCAAUAAACAUGGACCUCUCAUGUACCUUCAACUAGGAGAAGUUCCCACCAUUGCUGUUUCAUCUCCAGAGUUAGCCAGAGAGGUGAUGAAAACCCAUGAUUCUAUCUUUGCAACGAGGCCAACCAUUCUGGCUUCAGAAAUCAUGUCCUAUGAUUCUUCCGACAUCGUCUUUGCUCAAUAUGGAAAUUACUGGAGACAGCUGCGAAAGAUUUGUGUGUUAGAGCUUUUAAGCUCAAAACGUGUCGAAUCUUUCCGACCAAUUAGAGAAGAAGAGAUAUCAAACCUCGUUAAAUGGAUUGCUUCAAAAGCAGGGUCUUCUAUCAAUCUUACGGAGAAAUUGUUUUCAACCAUGUCUGUCAUUACUGCAAGGGCGGCCUUUGGUAAGAAAUGCAAAGAUCAAGAGAAAUUCCUGUCAGCUGUGUUGGAAGCUUUUAAGGUGGCUGGAGGUUUCGAGAUUGCUGAUGUUUUUCCUUCUUUUAAACUGCUUCAUCUGAUCAGUGGGAUGAGAAUAAAACUUGAGAGGAUGCAUCAAGUGGCUGACAGGGUGUUGGAAAACAUCAUCAAUGAUCAUAAAGAGGCCAAGGCAACAACAACAAAAUCAGGAGAGGCUGCGACCACAGAAGAUUUGGUAGAUAUUCUCUUAACGACCUUUCAGGAGCAUGGCGACAGUGAGUUUUCCUUAACUAACGACAACAUCAAAGCUGUAAUCCUGGACAUGUUCAGCGCUGGGAGUGAGACGUCAGCCACAACCAUGACUUGGGGAAUGGCAGAAAUGAUUAAACAUCCAACAGUGAUGAUGAAGGCACAAGCUGAGGUGAGAGAAGUGUUUAAUAGAAAAGGGAAGGCCGAUGAAACAGCCAUGAAUGAGAUGAAAUAUUUGAAGUUAGUUGUUAAGGAGACCCUGAGAUUACACCCUCCUGCUCCUCUGCUAGUUCCCAGAGAAUCUAGAGAGAGGUGUGAAAUUAAUGGGUAUGAAAUUCCUGCCAAAACUAAAGUAAUUGUUAAUGCUUGGGCAAUUGGAAGAGAUCCCAAAUAUUGGAAUGAACCAGAGAAGUUUGAUCCAGAGAGGUUCCUUGAUAGCACUAUUGACUAUAAGGGGACUAAUUUCGAAUUUAUCCCGUUUGGAGCCGGAAGGAGGAUAUGCCCCGGCAUGACAUUUGGCCUUGUGAAUGUUGAGUUCGCACUUGCAAUGUUUUUGUACCAUUUUGAUUGGAAACUUCCCAAUGGAAUGAAGAAUGAAGGCAUGGACAUGACUGAGACCACCGGCCUCACAGCAAGAAGAAAAGCCGAUCUGCUCUUGAUUCCCACUCCAUAUUAUCCGAUGCCGGUUGAAUAAGCUCAAGAAUGGUUACUUACAAAAAAAUAAAUAAAUAAAUAAACAAAAAGAAAGCUCAAGAAUGGAAGAUUUUGGGGAGAGAUGUUUCAUUGCUCUUUGGAUCUUCUUCAUGCAUGCAUGCAUGCUUUAUCAUCGUAACCAUGUCAUGUACAAAUCUAUUUCACUGUGUUAGUGGAUCUAUAGUUCUUUCAGAAGUUUUGUGGUUCCUUCUUUGUCCAGACUCUAUGAAUAACAGGUUAUAGACA